Messenger RNA from Racocetra persica, 548 nucleotides. Lineage: Eukaryota; Fungi; Glomeromycota; Glomeromycetes; Diversisporales; Gigasporaceae. The record is from the annotation of a GenBank genome assembly.
UGAUAUGUACUAGUAGUGGUUUGUUAAAUCAUGACAAAAAAAACUAUUUAAUGAAGCGACAAAAUACUGCAAAAUCACCUAAUACACCCAAAAACGCACCCGUUCAAAAUUCUCCCAAAAACACACCAGUUCAAAAUUCUCCCAAAAACACGCCAGUUCAAAAUUCUCCCAAAAACACACCAGUUCAAAAUUCUCCCAAAAACACACCAGUCCAAAAUUCUCCCAAAAACACGCCAGUUCAAAAUUCUCCCAAAAACACGCCAGUUCAAAAUUCUCCCAAAAACACGCCAGUUCAAAAUUCUCCCAAAAACACGCCAGCUCAAAAUUCUCCCAAAAACACGCCAGUUCAAAAUUCUCCCAAAAACACACCGGUUCAAAAUACACAAAAUUCUCCCAAGAACAAUCCAGUUCAAAAUACACAGAAUUCUCCCACAAAUGCUCCAGCCCAAAACACGCCCGUACAAAAUACACCCGUACAAAAUACACCUAAGCAAAAUGCACCAGCACAAAAUACACCCAAGCAAAAUGCACCAGCCCAAAAUACACCC